AUGAACAUCGAACUCGGACGCCUCUCCAGCAGAGACUGCGAUGGCUACCGAGCCGUAGCCGCCUGGAUAGCUCGGGACCCGGACAAUGAGACAUUCAUAUACAGGCGCUUCGAUCAGCUCAGCGCACGGAAUCUACUUUAUCUUCAAAGCAAGCUACUUGCCUUAGAACAACGUUUAGCAAAACUCGAUACCCAUGUCGCAAGCAUGGGAGAUCUCGACUUGAAAGACUCGGCCAGGCGAUGGGAAGCCUUCGCCAAGAACGCAAAAUCUCGAGACGAAGAGGGCGAGAUGAUGGAGCUUGUAAUCCAAAUCCGAGGAAGGAUCAAAGAGUAUCAUGAAGCUCUGCUCCUCCAAAGUCAAGUCGCGAAGCUCGAGCGUCCAAGUAAUCGAGUCAUCGAAGCCUUCCGCAUCUGGUUUGAUGGCGGCAAGCCAAAGCAAGGGAACCCAAAGCCUGAUCCAGUUCUCGGAGGUCGUGCAAAGUACGUUCUUGACAACGAACAAGACCUAGUAGCUCUCAAGACGCCCGCGGAUGACGACUUUCUUUCCAGGUUCUUGCAAGAUCAUUGGCCUGUCACUAGUCGUCAAAAUAGCGCAGACCGAACAGGCCACUACCAAGAACGACAUGUCAUCUGGGCUGUAGCUGUCAUCAGCACCUUCAUCGCCUCAGUGCUGCUCGUAGGAGCCAUCGCCAGCCUCUAUGCCGUGCAAUCAUCGAAAGGCCGGUUGGGAAUGAUAGGAGCAUUCACAGCGCUGUUCGCCCUCAGCGUCAUUUUGCUCACAAAUGCGAGGAGGGCGGAGGUAUUUGCGGCGACUGCAGCUUACGCGGCAGUGCUUGUUGUUUUCGUGAGCGGAAAUCUUGGGAGCUCUAAUUCGAACAAGCCCCCUUGAAGCUAUGACGGGGAGGGUGAAGAUCCAGAGGCCUCGGAAGCCUCUGUCAUGUGAAGACAGAAACUGACGGUCCAACGGAAGCUUGACAGUCCCCAGAAAAGGGGCCGUGAGAAGGACAUCCGGAAAGCUCGGACUCAGUGCUGAACUUGAUGCCCAGCCGGUAUGAGCACUAUCGAGCAGGACAGGGUGCGAGUGGUGACCUCGGCAUCUACACGAAACGUUCCAUCAUAUGAUGACACGAGCUGACACAAGCCAUGGACGUAUACCUCCUGAAACAUGGCGGAGACCGGGGCAGGCCGAGACAAUGAGUUUGGGGGUCGUUGAGCAAAAGAGGGGAUCUUGGUCAAGGAGGAGCUAGUGGCUCGACAAAAUCUACAUCACGUG
Molecule: messenger RNA, 1272 nt
Organism: Mytilinidion resinicola
Lineage: Eukaryota; Fungi; Ascomycota; Dothideomycetes; Mytilinidiales; Mytilinidiaceae
Exons: 4
Coding region: 1-888 (295 amino acids)
Source: RefSeq, a predicted model, not a curated record